CAACUUCCACUUUUUGAUCUACUCUUCUUUCCCCUUUCUCUCCCAUUAUCCAUUUCUUCCUUUCCUUCUGAUAGCUAGCUGAUUCACAGAAACAAGCCAUGAAAUAAGCUAAUAACGCGAAAGCUUCCCUUACAGAGAUUCCCAUUUGACCCAUCAAACUAUUCCAAAAACCCAGUACAGCCCUCCCACAAUUACCAUUUUCAAUUUUACUCCCACGGGGCAAAGAACAAAACCCAGUGAAACAGAGAAAGGGGAAAGCCAGCGAGUUCCAUUGAUUUCUAUGUAUGAUUCCAUUGUUUGUAUUGUAAUCAACUCUCAUUACUCUAUUUGCCUUCCUCUACCCUCGAUUCCUCGUCGUUUUCUCCCUUUUCGCUGCUGUCUCUGUCUCACUCUUCACACUCUGUUUCGCCUCCAUUUUUAAUUUUUAUUUUGCUUUCUUCUUAAGCUUGUCUCUUCACUCUUCACGCAGCUCGAGAUUCUUUUCCAUUUGUUUAACAAUGAAAGAUCCUUUCUCUAUCUCCUUCUUCCUCUUCUUCUUCCAUUGGUUCACUUUCAACCGUAAAGUAAUGGAGUUUGAAUAAACUAAGACUAAGAGCAAUACAGACCUCGUUGGCUGGCUGCCGGAGGUGGAGGAACUUGAAAGCCAUUUGUUUCUGCGGUGGUGGUUUUUCCUUUUUUAUUCAUUAAAUCAUUUUUUCGGGGUUCUAUAAAUUUCCCGCUCUUUGUAAAUACCGAGGUUACUUACUACCGCCAAUCUCUUUUCCCUUUUCUCUCCUGCUGCUGCUCUGCUGCCUUCCUUUGUCCUUCUCUUCACUUCCCUCGCCAUUUUUGUUUUCUUCUAAUAAUUAGAAACCACUGUCAUUUCUUACUCUUGAUCCCGUUUCCCGAUACCAGGGUUUCUGUAAUAAGUGUAAUUGAUUCAAAAAUUUGGAUUGAUCAACUGGAGAAGGAAGGAAGGAGACGAUGAUGAACACUAGAGUUCGCUCUGCACUUCAGGGCUUGAAAGCUCCAUUGAACCCUGAUAAUACCAACAAUCAUAACAAUAACCACAAAAAGGAGAAAAUGCAGAGGCAUGGUGGAGGAAUAAGAGCAAUUGCUGCCCUAAAAUCUGCAGCCAUUACCAACAGGCGUAAAUUGAACAAAGAAAGGAAAUUGGCAUUGCUACAAGAUGUUGAUAAGUUGAAGAAGAAGCUUAGACACGAAGAGAAUGUACAUAAAGCAUUAGAGAGAGCUUUCACUAGACCUCUUGGAGCUCUCCCUCGCUUGCCUCCUUAUCUCCCUCCUUAUACAUUGGAGUUGCUUGCGGAAGUGGCUGUACUAGAAGAAGAAGUAAUUAGGUUAGAAGAGCAAGUUGUGAACUUUAGACAAGGCCUCUACCAAGAAGCUGUCUACAACAACAACUGCUCUAAAAACUCUACUAAUGAUGGAGCUUCUGAACAACAACAACAACCUUGCUGUUCUUCGUCUAGUACGAGAACACCAGCUAGGCAUUCGAGAUCAAAGUCAGUCUCGUCGACCAACGAGCUCAUCAGUUCAUCGCCAUUUGGAUCAGCAGCCAGACAGCAGCAGCAGCCUUCUCUUGCAAGAAGUACAUCAAGCAGAAAGCUCUUGCCAAGUGAGAGUCCAAUAAUAAGUGGUCAAUCUAGACAUAAAGGUCAAGGCUCAAACAAGGUGAUUUCUUCCACUCCAUAUAAUGAGAUAGGGAAGGAGAAUCGUUCGUGGAGUAAUUCGUUGAAAGAGAAGCAAUCUCCUGAGAAGAGAAAUGGCAAGGUUGCAACCCCGCGUAAGAGACUGUUUGAUAACAGACGGCUAUCAGAAGAUAAAUGCUCAGUUGUUCCCUCAAAGUCAACGGUGGAAUGCAGGUUAGCAGAAGAAGAAGCAACAUCAUCAUCGGGUUGCUCGGAUGAAGUUCUUGAAGCUAACAAGCUAUCUGAGGAUAUGGUGAAGUGCCUAUCCACCAUUUUCAUGAGGAUGAGAACAUCGAAAGACAAGGCAGCGGCAGAUAUGGUCACCACCCUAGAAAGUGAGUGUGGUUGGUACGCUUAUUACCACGGUGAAAGUAGUAGAGAUAACAACACUGUUGGUCCAUACAGAGAUAUGUGUGCAAUUGAAGCCAGCUCGAUCGACCUCAACCGGGUAACAACCGUUGUGUUCUUAGACAUGAUCAAUGCUUGCUUGCUUUUCAGGUUUCUGAUAAAGAAACUUGGCAGUGUGAAUUUGGAAGGGCUUACUCACCAGCAAAAGCUUGCUUUCUGGAUAAACAUAUACAACUCUUGUAUGAUGAACGCCGUUUUGGAGCAUGGGGUGCCCGAGACGCCUGAAAUGGUUGUGGCACUAAUGCAAAAGACAUGCGAAAAGGCGUCGAAGAACAACAGCGACGAGAUGAAGGCGCGCAACAGCUUCGGGUUAGAGUGGUCAGAACCUUUGGUCACCUUUGCACUCUCCUGUGGAAGCUGGUCCUCCCCUGCUGUGCGGGUAUACACAGCAACAGGAGUGGAAGAAGAGCUAGAGGCAGCAGAGAGAGACUACCUGUGGGCAGCAGUUGGGAUGUCGAAGACGAGACAGGAAGCUGAUGAUACCAAAGCUACUGGGCUGGUAUCUGCUGGACUAUGCCAAGGACAUGGGCUCGUUGCUGGACUGGGUCUGCCUGCAGCUGCCCGAUGGGCUCAGGGAUGAAGCUGUGAGGUGCGUGGGGAGAAAGGGGAGAGAGCGAGCCAUUGUCACAUUUGGUUCAGGUCACGCCUUACAAUUUCAGCUUCAGGUUUCUUGUCUUCUACAGAGGUGAGAAUUGGAAGAGGAAUAAUAUAAUAUUAUGGAGUUUGGUAGGGCUUUGUGGGAAAUAGGCAGUGGGGUACAGCGUACAGGUGGGAAUAAAUGGAUCCUACACAUAAAAUAGAUGGGCUCGUGGGCUUGUUUUUGGGUUCUUUUUCGUUGGGUUGGGCUUAUUGGUGGUGGGUUGUGAUUAUUCUAUACAUAAAUGAUAAAACACACUUUCAACUUCUCUCUGUAAUACAACUUGGUCA
Messenger RNA from Linum tenue, 3023 nucleotides. NCBI's taxonomy places the organism in Eukaryota, Viridiplantae, Streptophyta, Magnoliopsida, Malpighiales, Linaceae. The record is from the annotation of a GenBank genome assembly.